UGUAGUGUGACGCCAUAGCCUCGCGAGAUGAGACGUGUGACGUCAGGAUUCGCUGUUCGACAAGAGCUAGGGAGCUGAACAGUAGCGGCGUUGUGGGGCGUUUAAGCACCGAUCCGGGUCUGCGUUGGGAGAAUCAGGACCGUCCCGCUUUUCGGGACUGUUGGGCGGAUGGCUGGUUGUGGUGAAGUUAGCCACUCUGCUAACAUGCUGCCCACUAACAAAAAACUGGGUGAGCCUUGUUCCAACAGUGCUCCUUCCUCGUCGGUUCCAGAGUGUGCUAUAUGCUUGCAGAUCUGUGUGCAUCCAGUGAGUCUUCCUUGCAAACACAUAUUCUGCUACUUGUGUGUGAAGGGAGCCUCUUGGCUUGGAAGGCGUUGUGCUUUGUGCAGACAAGAGAUUCCUGAGGAUUUUCUGGACAAGCCUACCUUGCUGUCACCUGAGGAGCUGAAAUCUGCAAGUAGGGGAAAUGGAGAGUAUGCCUGGUAUUAUGAGGGAAGAAAUGGGUGGUGGCAGUAUGAUGAGCGGACAAGCAGAGAGCUUGAAGAUGCCUUCACUAAAGGCAAAAAGAGCACAGAGAUGCUGAUAGCUGGCUUCCUUUAUGUGGCAGACUUGGAGAACAUGGUUCAAUACAGGCGUAAUGAGCACGGACGGCGUCGAAAAAUCAAAAGAGAUAUUGUAGAUAUACCAAAAAAAGGAGUUGCUGGGCUAAGGCUAGAAUGCGAUCCAGCAAAUUUAAAUCUAGCACGAGAGAGCUCAGCAGAUGGUGCUGACAACAUGGCAGCACUUGGAGCUUCUUCAAGUCAACCGGCACCUGUGUUACCAGCAAGGCUGCACACAUCCCUCAGUACAACUGCAAGUCAAGUCCUUUCACAUUCUGAUGUGACUAAUUCAUUGGAGAACUCCUUCGCUGAGCUUCAGAUUGGAGAUCCUGUGAUAGGCAGGAAUAAUAUUGGUGAAGGUGAAGAGGGACAGCCUCUAAUUAAUCCUAGAAUGCCACCUCCCAAUGCUGUAUUGGAAGAACCAGAGCCAAGUGACAGUAAUGACCAUGGAAGUCCUGCAUUACAACAUCAUUCUUUUCUUGGCAAUCCCUGAUUUUACCCACCUGCAUAGGCACAAAGUACCAGUGUAAGUUCUAGAAGACCUGACGGACAGUGCACAAGUCAAAAAAGUCUAUAGCAGUCAGCCAGAGAAAGAAGAGCAACUUCAUCCUUGUAAUUACAUUAGUAAGAUUCUUUUGUUUUAGAGUUGAGCUCAGACUUGGCUAUUUGAAAGAACAAAAUAUUUAACAUUAACAUGAAGUAUCUUGUUCUUGGGUUGAAAGACCUGUUUAUUAUAAUUAAAGAAGAGGCAGAGUUGGCUUAAUAGCUGUUUGCUGAAUGGGCAUGACACAUUGAGCUAUUUUUACAUAGUGGUGCGAAACUAAAAGGUAUCCAAUGUGUAAUGCAUAAAAAAAUUUUUGGGAAUCUCCUGAGAGCAGUAUACCAUUGCCUGGAUAUAUGUUGGUGUGUUUGAUUAACAUAGUGCAAGUGUAAAACUUGUUGUGUUCACUCAACAUUAACUGCACUUAACUAUUCCUUGUAGCCAUCAUGUUGCUUGCUUUGACUAAGGUAUUUUCCUUAUGUCAAGAAAAUUACAAUGUUCUGUCCUGUUUUCCCCAUACAUGCAACUAUGCACAGCUGGGAUGUUUUAUGCACACAGUAUAAGCAUAUAAGCACUCGUUACUUAAAAUUUUAGGGAGAGUAAGGUAAAAUCUACUUACAAAAUAAGGCAUUUUACCAAGAAACAGGUCGAUACAAAAGCAUGUAAAUAAUUUUUCCCUUGUUUAUAGCAUCCUUAAGAAGUAUUCCGCAGUGUAGACCUAUACUAGCAACACCAGAAAGUGAAUUUUUUUUGGCAACUAGUCCGAUUUUAUGAGACAGGUGUGGAUCCUUUGGAUGCGCAGUUGUGCAUUACAUUGCUUACCUUGUUUAUCACCACUUAAAAUGAUAGCAAAACUUUCUAUACUUUGAUACCAUCAGUUUAAUAAACUAUUAUAUGUAAAACUUACUUUUGAACUAUGCCUCCUGCAGUUUUUUUUCUCUUGUCCUAGCAGUUGACAUUAGGAGGGGGAUAAAGUGCCAGUUAAAUUUGUUCUUGGCCUUUUAGGACUCUGGCUGGCCCUCCAAGUGCAAAUGUCAACUACUGAGAUUUGGGAAAAGUCUACAGUGGGGUAGACAGGGAGCAUGGUGGUAGUCUGCUGAUAAGGAAUUGGAUAAUUUAUUAAAGGUAUAGUGACACAUUCCUAAUUCCAAAAGUCUAUGUCCCUUCAAGUACUUUUUAAUAGCUAAUCUGUUGUUUGCUAUGCAUAAUGUUCAUCUAUGGCUACAUUAUUACAUAUUUCUCUAAACUAAAAUGAAGCCUCUGGAGCAAACACUUUUUUUUAAAAAAAAGUACAAUGUAAAGAACAGAUUGUAUUUAAAUGUAUAAAAUAAAACUUUGUUGUUACUAGCCUUUAUAGGUCUACUUUAAUUUAAUUUUGUGAUUGUAUUUUCUUAUUGGAAAAUACAAAUAGCUGUCUGAAUGUAUUUUUGCUUCCUCCCCCCAUAAUUGCCUCUGAAGGUAUUGCUUGCUCACCAUGUAAGUUAGCCUAUUCUAACUCAUUGUCUUAUUAUAAAGCUGGACAGGAGCUUCUUGGCACCUCCUUUUGCCAUUUGAUCCGUUAUAAGAAGCCAAGGAAAUAUGAUGUCACUGUGGAAUGGCUACUAGAUAAAUGGGGCUCUUGAAGCAGGGCUCUUGGUGUUCUCAUGCUGUAUAGAGAGAUCUACCACGUCUGCUUACUAAUUGUGAAUUCCUACACUGACAAGCAUAACAUUUUAGUGUAUAGUGGCCCUUCAAACACUUCAUUGAAUGUAACUAGGGAUGGGCGAAUUUUUUCGCCGCAAAAAUGACGCCAAUAGACUUGUAUGGCAUUGUGCGUCAAAAAAAAAGAUGCACGUCAAAAAAAUUUAAUGGGCAUCGGCGACAUUUUGUGGGAGGCAAAUUUUUAACGAAACGGGUCAAAUUCGCCCAUCCCUAAAUGUAACAUCUGUCUUGGUUAAGCACUGCUUGGUAAACAUGAUCCAGAACAUCAAGAAAGGGAUAUCAGUUUAAAUCAUUUUUUUCCCAGAUAUUAAGGAUUUCCCCCACCAAUCUUCUUACUUGCACUAUUUAUUACAUUUGCACAUUUUCAUGUUAAAAAAAACUCACUAGUGCAUUUCUCCUCUUUCCACUACAUGCAGUCUGCUCUAUGUCAAGUAUAGUGCAUUUAAGAGCUGUUAGACAUGAACAACACUCCAACUUCCACACUGUAUCUAAAUGAUUUGUCACAUAUCUACAUAUGCUCUAUUACUGCUUCUGACUCCUUACGAAGGCUUCAUUUUGUAACACUGAUAUUGUCCUACACAUUUAACCAAAUCAUUUUGGCUUAUACUUUUUUAAAUGUUUCAUUUACUGUAAGUAGCCACUUGGUUUAUACCGAUAUGUCAUUUUUCUACAACUCGGUUCUAGGUAUACAAUUUUAAAUUCACUAUAGCUUUGCAUGUAUUUCGAAAAGCUACCCUGUAAUUUGCUGAACUUUAUUCACAGUGCUGGAUAUCUGGUAAUAAGAUGGGUUAGAAUAUCUAUGGUGGGUGGAGUUAACCACAAUUGUAUUCCAUUAAGUGACGUAGAAAAAAAAAACCAUCUGAUAAAAAUACAGCUUUCCCCACAACAAUGUGAUAUCUUCUUAUGUUAUCUGGUGAAUUACAUUACUUUUUUCCAGCCAAUUUUCUCCUUAAUAAUAAAAAUCAAUGUGUAUAUUUCCCUCCAAUUUAUCAUUGAAGCAUGCUGCCAAAUUAGGAUUAUGUUCUCACUUUAUAACAAUAAAGCAAAUUAAUUCUUCUUUGACAUUGGUGGUUUGGGUAUGUCUUUUCUUUAUCCGCGGGACAUCUUGUGCAUUUUAACUUUAUUCUGGGUAGGUUUGAUUGCAAGAAGAAUUUAAAAAGCCAAAGUUAUGAGUAAAGGAGCUGGAAAAUACAUAUGUAGUUUUCAUUUGAAAUGUAGUUGCACGUUUGAGGUACAGUGUGGUUUAAUAGGAGAAUAUCUGUCAUUUAAGCAAACCUUCCAGAAGCUGAUGUAUAAAAAGAGCUAAUAUUGUUUUGUUGAAAAAAAAAAAUCCCCUUGAACUUUGCUGUCUAGUCUAUAUUUAGAACAUUUUCCCUUAAUG
Molecule: messenger RNA, 4222 nt
Organism: Xenopus laevis (African clawed frog)
Lineage: Eukaryota; Metazoa; Chordata; Amphibia; Anura; Pipidae
Gene: rnf146.L
Product: E3 ubiquitin-protein ligase rnf146
Exons: 2
Coding region: 169-1092 (307 amino acids)
Biological process (GO): Wnt signaling pathway; ubiquitin-dependent protein catabolic process; protein ubiquitination
Cellular component (GO): nucleus; cytosol; cytoplasm
Molecular function (GO): ubiquitin-protein transferase activity; ubiquitin protein ligase activity; zinc ion binding
Source: RefSeq, a predicted model, not a curated record